UUUUCCACAAAUUCAUAAGCCCUAGACCCCAGCGCGUACCAGUCUUCGGUCUUGACCAUCGUCUCCAUCGCGGUAUUUGUCGAGCUGCUUUGCUGAGGAAAAACAAAAUAGAACAUAUCUUCUGUAUUCACGGCGGAAGUUUUUAGGGAUUCAUUUUAGGGGUUAUUGAUUCCGGCUAGCUCGUGUGAAAAUUUUGUUAGAUGAAUUAUAGAGCAAGAUAUCCGCCGCCUGGGAUGAGCAGCGGCGGAAGAGGAGGUGCCGGCCUGAACCCUAACGCAAACCCUGAUUUUAAGCCUAGAAAUCCUCAUCAGUACGUCCAGCGAAGUCCACUUCCAAAUCAACAGCAUUUCCAGAACCAGCAAACCCAGCAGUGGCUCAGACGGAACAACGAGUUGGGUGCUGAUUUUACCGCCGACGAGGUUGAAAAGACCGUGCAAUCUGAAGGAAUUGAUGCAAGUUCGCAAAAUUGGAAGGCGCAGUUGAAUAUACCUCCACCAGAUACACGGUACAGAACUGAGGACGUGACAGCAACUAAGGGGAAUGAAUUUGAAGACUACUUUUUGAAACGUGAACUGCUCAUGGGGAUUUAUGAGAAGGGGUUUGAGAAACCGUCGCCAAUACAGGAGGAAAGUAUUCCAAUUGCCCUAACUGGAAGUGAUAUUCUUGCUAGAGCUAAGAAUGGAACUGGAAAAACGGCUGCCUUCUGCAUUCCUGCCUUAGAAAAAAUUGAUAUUGACAUCAACUCUAUUCAAGUUAUUAUCCUUGUUCCAACACGAGAAUUGGCUCUUCAGACAUCUCAAGUUUGUAAAGAACUUGGGAAGCACUUGAAAAUCCAAGUCAUGGUUACAACUGGUGGAACUAGCUUAAAAGAUGAUAUUUUGCGUCUAUAUCAACCAGUUCAUUUAUUGGUGGGAACUCCUGGAAGAAUACUAGACCUUUCAAAGAAAGGUGUUUGCAUGUUAAAAGAUUGCUCAAUGCUUGUGUUGGAUGAGGCUGACAAGCUACUAGCUCCAGAAUUCCAACCAUCAGUGGAGCAACUAAUACGUUUUUUGCCUCUAAAUCGUCAAGUUUUGAUGUUUUCAGCUACAUUCCCGGUUACUGUGAAAGAUUUUAAAGAUAGAUAUUUGCAUAAGCCAUAUGUCAUCAAUCUGAUGGAUGAGCUUACUCUUAAGGGCAUUACACAGUAUUAUGCUUUUGUUGAAGAAAGGCAGAAAGUGCAUUGCCUGAACACACUCUUCUCCAAGCUACAAAUCAACCAAUCAAUUAUUUUCUGCAAUUCUGUAAAUCGUGUUGAACUUCUAGCCAAGAAGAUCACAGAGCUUGGCUAUUCUUGCUUUUACAUUCAUGCAAAGAUGCUUCAAGACCACCGAAAUAGAGUAUUUCAUGACUUCCGCAAUGGUGCCUGUAGGAAUCUUGUUUGUACUGAUCUGUUUACAAGAGGGAUAGAUAUUCAAGCAGUCAAUGUUGUUAUUAAUUUUGAUUUCCCAAAGAAUUCAGAAACAUAUCUACACAGGGUUGGACGAUCUGGGAGAUACGGUCACCUUGGCCUGGCUGUAAACCUGAUAACUUAUGAGGACCGCUUCAAUCUGUAUAGAAUUGAGCAAGAACUUGGAACUGAGAUCAAGCAAAUUCCUCCACAUAUAGAUCAGACUAUAUACUGCCGAUGAUGUGUGAUUGAUAGCUAUGUGGUCAAUAGUGGUUACAGUGAAUUGCUCAGGCCUCCUUUCACUGAAAGUACAACACUAUUGAGGUGCUUUACUUGAAUUUGAGGUAGAAAAUGAAAAGACUGGAUGCUGCAUUGGUGUUUCAAGGUGCAUCCCAAGGAAAUUGUGUGUACAUAUAUCCUAAAUAGCUGCCUGGAUUCACUCUAAAAAGUUCCUGAAUCGAACCUUUUACUAGGUGUUGUUAUGUUGCAUUUGCUUCUAUAAACAAAAAAAAAAAAAACUAGUUGUAUCUGUUGUUGCAUUAGUAUGCUCGCCCCUCCCCCUGUUCCUAUUUGGCUUGAGUGGUUUAAGAUCUGUGUUUGCUGUCGCACAUACGGAAUUAUUAGUAGUAACUAAUACUUGAUUAUGACUUAUGAGGACUUGAUAUUCUAGUCCAGUGGGGGUAUGUUGCUUUUAAGUUUAUUAUUCAUGACUUUAUUUUCAAA
Ipomoea nil (Japanese morning glory) is the source of this 2149-nucleotide messenger RNA. RefSeq names its product DEAD-box ATP-dependent RNA helicase 6-like. Gene Ontology annotation, biological process: P-body assembly; cytoplasmic stress granule assembly. The transcript has 10 exons. Gene Ontology annotation, cellular component: P-body; cytoplasmic stress granule. Bases 201 to 1667 code for a protein of 488 amino acids. Lineage: Eukaryota; Viridiplantae; Streptophyta; Magnoliopsida; Solanales; Convolvulaceae. The record is from RefSeq and is a predicted model, not a curated record. Gene Ontology annotation, molecular function: RNA helicase activity; ATP binding; mRNA binding.